AUGGCGAUACAAUCAGUGGUACUAAAGACGAUCUACGUCGGGACGUUCAUACACUCAGUGUCGCUGGCAGAGCUGCAAGUCCUAAAACGUUCUGCGGUAGCAGUUGACGAGUCGGGGAAGAUCCUACUGGUGGAGCAUCCGGUGGAAGCUAGCAUGCUUGAGAUGUGGGCGAAAGAAGCUGGUACAACCAUCGUGGAGGCUGGUCCAGGGCAGUUCUUCUUUCCUGGCUUAAUCGAUACUCAUAUCCACGCCUCACAAUAUCCAAACUCCGGGAUAUUCGGCAAAUCGACAUUGCUCGAUUGGCUCAACACAUAUACCUUCCCCUCGAAGCUUCCCUCGCGAAACCCGGCAUACUACGCAACGCGCGAUGUCACUUCUACAAACAUUCUCGCGACCACCUGCCACACCGCUGGCCAGCGCGCCUUCGUUGGACGCUGCUGCAUGGACUGCAUGGCUCCCGAUUACUACCGCGAUACCGAUGCCGCCACGUCGCUCGCCGACACUAUCAAGUGCGCAGAGUUCUGCGCGAAGCUAGAUCCUAAGGGCGAGCUCGUACAGAGCAUCAUCACGCCGAGGUUCGCGCCGAGCUGUAGCCGUGAGCUGAUGCGUGACCUUGGGGAUUUCAUGGCACAGAGCGGCCUGCUGUGCCAGACGCAUAUCUCGGAAAAUAAGGGUGAGAUAGAGUUGGUUGCUAGCUUAUUCCCCGAAUGUAAGAACUACGCGACUGUAUACGACCGUGCUGGGCUGUUGAGCGAGAAGACGGUGUUGGCGCAUGCUGUGCAUCUUACAGAUGACGAGAUUGCACUCGUGAAGAUGAGGGGCUCGAAGAUAAGCCAUUGUCCAGUAUCGAAUGCGGCGUUGACUUCGGGUGCAGCGAAGGUGAGGAGGUUGUUGGAUGAGGGCAUCGUUGUGGGUUUGGGGACGGAUGUGAGUGGCGGAUACUCGCCGUCUGUGCUGGAGGCUGCGAGACAGGCUACGAUGACAAGUCGGUUUGUGUCUCUCACAGAGGGUGAGGAGGCAAAGCUGAGCGUGGAGGAAGCGCUAUAUCUUGCUACAAGAGGAGGCGCGGAGGUCCUGGGGCUACAAAAGACGGUGGGUGCAUUUGAGGUCGGGAUGGAGUGGGAUGCGCUGUUGGUGGGGUGCACGUUCGUACCUGAUGAAGAAGAGUGCGAUGAAGACGAGGACCUACUACAGGCGAAACAGGCUGUAGGCGGAGGCAUGACCCCAGUCGAUCUCUUUGGUUGGGAGAAUUGGGAGGAAAUGGUGGCGAAGUGGUUAUAUUCGGGCGACGACAGAAAUGUGCUGAAGGUAUGGGUUAAAGGACGCAAAGUGCACGAGAAGCCUGCGUAG
Molecule: messenger RNA, 1350 nt
Organism: Morchella importuna
Lineage: Eukaryota; Fungi; Ascomycota; Pezizomycetes; Pezizales; Morchellaceae
Exons: 3
Coding region: 1-1350 (449 amino acids)
Biological process (GO): guanine metabolic process
Cellular component (GO): cytosol
Molecular function (GO): guanine deaminase activity; zinc ion binding
Source: RefSeq, a predicted model, not a curated record